CGUCUUCCGGGGUCUGAGUCCGGUCCCCAGAACUCCCUGGGCGGGGCCACGCCCUAGUGCCCGCCCAUCACGGUCCAUAUGCACAUAUUCACCGCCCCACCCAAUCAGCUCCCGCGGGGGCGGGGCCGCCCAUUCUGGAGGCACCUGUGGCCGCGCCGCGCUCGGAGCGCUUUGCUGCGGCUGCCAGACCCGUCCGCGAGCGUCCAGAGGGCCCCGGGCCCAGCAGGCCAAGGUAGCUCCACCCAGCCUGGCACAAUGGGGAGGAAAAAAAUCCAGAUCUCACGCAUUCUGGACCAAAGGAAUCGGCAGGUGACAUUUACGAAGCGGAAGUUCGGGCUGAUGAAGAAGGCCUAUGAGCUGAGCGUGCUCUGCGACUGUGAGAUCGCCCUCAUCAUCUUCAACAGCGCCAAUCGCCUCUUCCAGUAUGCCAGCACAGACAUGGACCGCGUGCUCCUGAAGUACACGGAGUACAGCGAGCCCCACGAGAGCCGCACCAACACCGACAUCCUCGAGACACUGAAGAGGAGGGGUGUGGGCCUCGAUGGACCAGAGCUGGAGCCCGAUGAAGGGCCUGACGGGCCAGGAGAGAAGCUGCGGAGGUUGGCAGGUGACGGGGGUGACCCAGCCUUGCCCCGGCCCCGGCUCUAUCCUGCAGCCCCUACGAUGCCCAGCCCGGACAUGGUAUAUGGGGCCCUGCCUCCCCCAGGCUGCGACCCCAGUGGGCUUGGGGAGGCCCUUCCUGCCCAGAGCCGCCCAUCCCCUUUCCGGCCAGCAGCCCCCAAAGCUGGGCCCCCAGGCCUGGCACACCCUCUCUUCUCACCAAGCCACCUUGCCAGCAAGACACCACCGCCCCUGUACUUAGCAGCGGACGGGCGGAGGCCUGACCUGCCUGGAAGCCUGGCGGGGGCCCGAGGGGGACUAAGCACCUCAAGAGGCCUCUACGGUAGCCUACAGAGUCCAUGCUCCGCCACAGCUCCAGGACCCCCACUCGGGAGUUUCCCCUUCCUCCCGGCAGGUCCCCCAGAAUAUGGUCUGGGAGACCCCCCUCCGCCCCCUGGCCUGCUUCAGCCCCCCACCCUGGCCCCCUGGCAGCAUUCGAGGGGUGAUGGGCCCCCAGCCGCCCCACCCCAGCCCAGUGGGAGCCGUAGCCUGAGUGAGGAGGGUCCCCCCGCCCGUGGCGCCUCCCCGCCGACCCCCCCAGUCAGCAUCAAGUCCGAACGCCUGUCGCCGGCCCCCGGGGGCCCCGGCGACUUUCCCAAGACUUUCCCCUAUCCCUUGCUCCUGUCACGGCCCCUGGCAGAGCCCCUACGGCCCGGGCCCCCCCUGCGCCGGCUGCCCACAGCCGACGGCUGGGCUCGAUAGUGGACCCAGGGAUGGCACCAGUCCUUCCUCCCACGCAGGGCUGGGUGAGGGCACGUGGGGUCCCAGUCUCCCUCCCCGCCUCGUUAGAGAAGAGCCAGCAGUUACGUCCUUCCAAAGUGAGGGCCUGGAGUUCGGAUCCACGGUCGGGGGGCUCCCUUCUCCCUUUCCUGUGUGUGUAUCCACCAAUAAAACGCUCAUGGUGUCCAUGGACGAAACUAGCUGUCGCUGCUCAGAGCCACCACCACAUGCGGGUCCUCCCAUCUGUUCCCAAGAAAUCUCAGUCUUGCCUUGUCACGGUUUGGGGUACCCCCCUCCAGAAUCCUAUCCUGAGACUAGGAUUCGAAGGUGGGUAUCCCGGAGGAAGGCAGUUGAGGGUUAGGGAUGUGACAGAGAGGAGCCCUGCAGGGGGCGCCAGCAAGCAGGUGACUCCGUGGGCGUCGCUGCCCACCUC
Messenger RNA from Mustela erminea (ermine), 1813 nucleotides. It is a transcript of the gene MEF2B, whose product is annotated as myocyte enhancer factor 2B. Gene Ontology annotation, molecular function: RNA polymerase II cis-regulatory region sequence-specific DNA binding; DNA-binding transcription factor activity, RNA polymerase II-specific; protein dimerization activity. Gene Ontology annotation, biological process: positive regulation of transcription by RNA polymerase II. The coding region runs from base 79 to 1362 and encodes 427 amino acids. The record is from RefSeq and is a predicted model, not a curated record. Lineage: Eukaryota; Metazoa; Chordata; Mammalia; Carnivora; Mustelidae. The transcript is spliced from 9 exons.